Apis laboriosa (Himalayan honeybee) is the source of this 546-nucleotide messenger RNA. Its product is annotated as structural maintenance of chromosomes protein 1A-like. Bases 73 to 546 code for a protein of 157 amino acids. Gene Ontology annotation, molecular function: protein binding; DNA binding; ATP binding. Gene Ontology annotation, cellular component: nucleus; chromosome; cohesin complex. The record is from RefSeq and is a predicted model, not a curated record. The transcript has 6 exons. Gene Ontology annotation, biological process: sister chromatid cohesion. Lineage: Eukaryota; Metazoa; Arthropoda; Insecta; Hymenoptera; Apidae.
AAUCUUUUUUCUGGUGUGUAUGGUCGUUUGUAUAAUCUAUGUAAACCUAUUCAUUCUCGGUAUCAUAUUGCAAUGACAAAAGUUUUAGGAAAAUAUUGUAAUUCUAUUAUUGUAUCUACAAAUAAAGUAGCAAUACAAUGUAUCAAUUAUUUAAAGGAACAACAAAUAGGAUCUGAAACUUUUUUACCAGUAGAAAAUUUAAAAGUAGAACCAAUAAAGGAAAUAUUACGUGGAAUUACUGAACCAAAAAAUGUAAAACUUUUAUAUGAUGUACUUAAGUUUGAACUUGCAGAAAUUAAUAAUGCUAUUUUAUUUGUAACUAAAAAUACCAUUGUUUGUGAAACACCAGAAGAUGCAAGAAUGCUUGCAUAUGAAAUUAAUCCAUAUCAUAGAAUCAAUUGCGUUGCAUUAGAUGGAACUUAUUAUAAAAAAGACGGUAUUAUUUCUGGAGGAGAAGUUGAACUAUUAAAAAAAGCUCAAAUAUGGAAUGAGCAAAACUUAAUCCAAUUAAAAUCAAAAAAGGUAAUAUUAAUGGAAAUAAUAUAG